AUGAAUAAAUUUCACAAUCGGAAGCGAGCUCGAAGAUCUGUUUUGUCUCUGAGAGCCGCGCUAGUGGCCCUGCAUCUGGUUUUUGCUGGGGUUUUAUUUUUGCUUGAUAGCGAUUUGAUUGAUAAGACCAAACAGGAGCCAUGGUACACUGCCACAUAUGUAUUCUUGUUCGUUGCUACUCUGAUUCAAUAUUUUAUUACAUCUGGGGCAUCUCCGGGUUUUGUAAUGGAUGCACAAAAGGAUGUUGACGAACGAGAUGCUUCUGCUAGAAGAUCAUUAUUGGCCUCGAAACAACCAGCUUCAAGCAAACGUGGCAGUGUUGUGAUCACUGUGGAUGGGAGGAACUAUCAAAGAGGGAAUGCAACUGCUUGGACAAAGCUAGUAAUGGAUUUAUACCCUCCUGGGACAUCUACUAGAAAUUUGACAUGCCCUUACUGCAAUGUCCUUCAGCCUCCACGAGCAAAACAUUGUCAUGAUUGUGAUAAGUGUGUACUCCAAUUUGACCAUCAUUGUGUUUGGCUUGGGACUUGCAUCGGCCAGGGUAAUCAUUGUCGAUUUUGGUGGUACAUAUUUGAGGAAUCAGCCUUGUGUCUUUGGACGAGCAUUUUGUACAUUGGGUACCUUAAGUCAAAUAUAUCAAAGGCAUGGUGGGCAGAUGUAAUAAUGAUCUUGCUUCUUGCUUCUUUGUCCAUUUCUCUAAUCUUUCUGCUACUGCUGCUCCUGUUCCAUAGCUACCUUGUUUUGACUAAUCAAACCACAUAUGAGCUUGUUAGGCGGCGGCGGAUUGUGUAUAUGAGGAGCAUUCCCGAAAGAGUGUACCCAUUCAAUAAAGGAGUAUGCAGGAAUUUGUACUUGUUCUGUUUUGCCCGAAGCAGUAUCCAUAGGAUGGAACCACUACCAUCAACUCAUGAGCUCGAGCAAAUGUCGAGGCCUUACACGUGCUCUGACGUGUUAUCUUGUCGAUGCUGCUGA
Striga hermonthica is the source of this 972-nucleotide messenger RNA. The record is from the annotation of a GenBank genome assembly. Lineage: Eukaryota; Viridiplantae; Streptophyta; Magnoliopsida; Lamiales; Orobanchaceae.